UGAUAAUAGAGUCUGUGCAUCAUGCAGUAUCAAGAAGCACCAAAUACAAAGGAGAAGUGAAGCAAGAUUCCUCGAGAAGGAGCCAACAGUUGAAAGUGGUUAUUUGUAGGAGAUUCCUAGAAGGCCUCAGUCAGACUAUAAGAUAUCCCCAUUCUUUCUUCUUCAAUUUCUUCUUCUUAAUCCUGCCUCCUGGAAUCCAAAAUCUGCAUUCUCACAAACGAGCAGCUUUGAAACUAUGGGACUUGUUCGAAAUUCCAACUUGUCAGCUCUUCUUGUUUUGCUAUCUUGCUUUCGUUUAGAGUUUGGCUCUGCCACAGACACCAUCACAGCAGCUAAAUUCAUCAACGACUCUGAAACCAUAAUCUCCAAUGGCGGUGACUUCAAACUGGGAUUUUUCAGCCCCCCAAAUUCUACCUUUCGCUAUGUUGGAAUAUGGUAUGCUAACAUUUCUGUGCCCAAUUUCAUAUGGGUUGCCAACGGGAACAACCCCCUCAAGAGUUCUCCUGGGAUUCUUACCAUAUCCGAAGACGGCAAUCUGGUAGUAUUAGAUGGGCAAAAGAAGGUUCUUUGGUCAUCACAUUUAACAAAUUCUGUUGUCAAUUCGAGUGCCCAACUUUCAGAUUCUGGAAACCUUGUCUUGCAAGGAAACACUACAGGGCCAUUCUUAUGGGAGAGUUUCCAACAUCCUUCUAAUACAUUCAUCGCAAAGAUGAAAAUUAGUACUGAUGUUAGAACGGGUAAGAAAGUGCAGCUGACAUCAUGGAAAAGUCCUUCUGAUCCAUCCGUUGGAAACUUCUCUGCCGGUAUUGAUGUUCGUAAUCUUCCUGAAUUUUUUAUUUGGAAUGGCAGAAGCACAUAUUGGAGGAGUGGUCCAUGGAACAGUCGGAUCUUUAUUGGAGUACCGAACAUGUAUUCUUCAUAUCUUGAUGCAUUUAGUCUUGUAGAUGAUACAGAAGGAACAUUCUUUGUAACUUUUACCUUUCCGAACGAGUCUUUCACAACAACAAUUGUCUUGAAUACGCAAGGAAAUCUACAGGAACAAUAUUGCGACAAUGGGGAUGAUUGGGGGAUCGGGUGGUCAGCUUUGAAUACUGAAUGCGAUGUUUAUGGCAAGUGUGGGGCAUUUGGAAACUGUUAUUCACAGAAUUCACCAAUUUGCAGCUGUUUACGGGGGUUUGAGCCAAAGAUUACGCAAGAAUGGAAUGGAGGAAAUUGGACUAGUGGAUGUGUGAGGAGGACACCCUUGCAGUGUGAAAGGGUGAACAAUGGCAGUGAAGAGGGCAAAAAAGAUGGAUUUUUUAAACUGACGAAGAUGAAAGUCCCAGACUUAGAAGAUUUGUCACCUGCUUCUGAAGAACAAUGUAGAAACCAAUGCUUGGAGAAUUGUUCUUGUACUGCUUACGCUUAUGAUUCUGGCAUUCGUUGUAUGUCAUGGACGAGAAGCUUAAUUGACCUACAGAAAUUCUCGGGUGGCGGAGUUGAUCUUUAUGUUCGUGUGGCCUAUUCAGAACUUGAUAAAGAGGAAAAUGUGAAAGUAAUCAUCACAGUCACAAUGAUCACAGGAGUAAUAUUCACUGGCAUCAGCACUUACUUAUUGUCGCGUUGGAUGGCUAAACAAAAAGCAAGGAAGAAGAAAACCAAGGAGAUGUUACUGUUGAACAGAAGGGAAGCAUAUCCAAAAUUUCCUGGUGAAGUCAAGCAUGGAGACAGUUUGAACCAAGUUAAACUCCAAGAUCUACCGUUAUUCAAUCUUCAAGAGCUAGCAAGUGCAACAAACAACUUUCAUCUAUCAAAUAAGCUUGGGCAGGGUGGAUUUGGUCCCGUAUACAGGGGAAAAUUGUUGGAUGGACAAGAUAUUGCAGUAAAAAGACUUUCAAAAGCCUCUGGACAAGGGCUAGAAGAAUUUAUGAAUGAGGUGGUGGUGAUCUCUAAACUCCAACACCGGAAUCUUGUUAGACUCCUUGGCUGUUGUGUUGAAGGGGAAGAAAAGAUGUUGGUCUAUGAAUACAUGCCAAACAAAAGUUUGGAUGCAUUUCUCUUUGAUUCAAUCAAAUCAAAACUACUAAAUUGGAGAAGACGCUUCAACAUUAUGGAAGGAAUUGGUCGUGGUUUGUUGUACCUUCAUAGGGAUUCCAGAUUAAGGAUUAUUCAUAGAGAUUUAAAGGCAAGUAACAUCUUGUUGGAUGAAGAGCUAAAUCCAAAAAUAUCAGAUUUUGGCAUGGCUAGGAUUUUUGGGGGCAAUGUAGAUCAGGCCAAUACUACAAGAGUUGUUGGAACAUAUGGCUACAUGUCCCCUGAAUAUGCAAUGGAAGGUCGAUUUUUAGAGAAAUCGGAUGUCUUCAGCUUUGGAGUGUUGUUACUGGAGAUAGUUAGUGGAAGAAGAAACAAUAGCUUUUAUGAUGAUGAGCAUGCCAUGAACUCUCUAGGAUUUGCAUGGAAAAUGUGGAAUGCAGACAACAUUGUGGCAUUAACAGACCCGAUGAUACGCGAAGCCUGCUUUGAAAUGGAAAUUUUGAGAUGCAUACACGUUGGGCUGCUGUGUGUGCAAGAAUUUGCUAAAGAUAGGCCAACCGUAUCCAUUGUUAUUUCCAUGCUUAAAAGUGAGAUUAUUGAUCUGCCUCUUCCCAAGCAACCUGCAUUCACCGAAAGGCAGAUUGCCCCAGAUACUGACUCCUCUCAACACAACCCAAGUCAAUGCUCCGUUAACAAUGUUACUGUUACAAUGGUUCAAGGCCGAUAAUAAGUAUGUAUUCUUUUUUUAAAAAAGAAAAUAAUUUUAUGGUUAUACAUG
This is a messenger RNA of Corylus avellana, 2791 nucleotides long. The record is from RefSeq and is a predicted model, not a curated record. NCBI's taxonomy places the organism in Eukaryota, Viridiplantae, Streptophyta, Magnoliopsida, Fagales, Betulaceae.